This is a messenger RNA of Penicillium robsamsonii, 504 nucleotides long. RefSeq lists its product as uncharacterized. The record is from RefSeq and is a predicted model, not a curated record. The coding region runs from base 1 to 504 and encodes 167 amino acids. The transcript has 2 exons. NCBI's taxonomy places the organism in Eukaryota, Fungi, Ascomycota, Eurotiomycetes, Eurotiales, Aspergillaceae.
AUGUUCCGUUUCUCAGUCUUCUACAUGGCGCUGUGCCUAGGAGCGUCCGCGUACGCUGCUAGAAUCGUCUCGCGGAGCGGUCCCAGCGCGGGUGAGAAGUUCGGACUUUAUGCGUAUGGGGAGUCAGUUGGUGGUCUCUCUUUGUUCUAUGGAGAUGUUGAACGUGCAUCUGAGUCCUCGGAUAGCACUUGGAUCGCCAACCCGAAUGGAACCUCAAAUGCGAACACCAGCUGGUCGGAUGAGAUGCUUUACAUCCCCAGUUCGUCAUCUUCGGACCAUGGAAUGGGCUUUACAUCUAUGAAUAUGUCGAAACGGACGACUACAGGUUUUAUCUUCUAUGGAAAUUGGAUGAUGGUAGAAUCGGAUUCUGGCGACAUCUCUUCCAGCUUCUACGUUCAAGAGAACUCGCAGGGCGAAGGGGUUUACUCAUUGCUAUGGAAUGUGUCUGAUGAGACAACUGCUAUUCCAGUAUCUUUGCGUUCCGUGAAACCUUCUAGUGCUUGA